Molecule: messenger RNA, 1775 nt
Organism: Lacerta agilis (Sand lizard)
Lineage: Eukaryota; Metazoa; Chordata; Lepidosauria; Squamata; Lacertidae
Gene: YWHAH
Product: tyrosine 3-monooxygenase/tryptophan 5-monooxygenase activation protein eta
Exons: 2
Coding region: 318-1061 (247 amino acids)
Biological process (GO): signal transduction
Cellular component (GO): cytoplasm
Source: RefSeq, a predicted model, not a curated record
CCGGUGUGUGGAGCGCGCACGCGCGAGAGCGAGGGAGUAGACGUUUGAAGCUGCGCGUGCGCGAAGCAGCCAGUCGGUCCAGUCAGUCAAAGAGUGCGCGCUCUCUCUUGCCUGAGGUAAAAAAGGAGGCGAAGGAGGGAGAGCCGUUGCUGCUGCUGCUGCUUCUGCUUCUGUGGCGACGCCGACGCCGCCUCAGCCUCCCUCUGUCUUUGGCCGGCCCUGAAAGGAGCUUCGCCUCGGAAGGGCGAGCACAGCCCCAGCCUAGCGACCCCACCGCCACCUCAAGCCUCCGCCUCAGCCCCCGGACAACGACGACGAUGAGCGACCGCGAGCAGCUGCUGCAGCGAGCCCGCCUGGCAGAGCAGGCGGAGCGAUACGACGACAUGGCUUCGGCCAUGAAAGCGGUGACCGAGCUGAAUGAGCCCCUCUCAAAUGAAGACAGGAACCUGCUGUCUGUAGCAUACAAGAAUGUAGUUGGUGCCAGGCGAUCUUCCUGGCGAGUCAUCAGCAGCAUAGAGCAGAAAACCAUGGCUGAUGGGAAUGAGAAGAAGCUGGAAAAGGUUAAAGCAUAUAGGGAGAAGAUUGAAAAGGAGUUGGAGACAGUGUGCAAUGAUGUUUUGGCCCUGCUAGACAAGUUCUUGAUCAAGAACUGCAGUGACAUUCAAUAUGAGAGCAAGGUCUUCUAUCUGAAAAUGAAAGGUGAUUACUACCGCUAUUUGGCAGAAGUCGCUGCAGGUGAGAAGAAGAACAGCGUUGUGGAAGCAUCAGAGGCUGCCUACAAAGAAGCCUUUGAAAUCAGCAAAGAGCACAUGCAGCCCACGCACCCAAUCAGGCUGGGGUUGGCACUCAACUUCUCUGUCUUCUACUAUGAAAUCCAGAAUGCCCCUGAGCAGGCCUGCCUUCUAGCCAAACAAGCCUUUGAUGACGCCAUUGCGGAGCUGGACACACUCAACGAGGAUUCCUACAAGGACUCCACGCUUAUCAUGCAGCUCCUUCGAGACAACCUCACUCUCUGGACAAGUGACCAGCAGGAUGAGGAGGCAGGGGAAGGCAACAAUUGAAGAGCUCCCAGAUCACGGCUUCCCAUCAACCACCACCUCAUCACCAUCACCAAUACUUCUUUGCCACGAUCACACUAUGUAUUUAGUGCUAAGCAUAAAUGUAUUGUUGGCACAGCUGUGAGGUCUGCCAGGUGCUGCUUCAGAUGGGGCUUCAUGGGCAUUGCUGGACUAAAUGGUGUAUCAGCCCUGUUUAUCAUAGUGGCAUAUUGUGCAGGAAGAAACUUAAAAUGAGGCAUUUUAGUUUCAUUUGAUUCAUAUUAUAUGGGUUAAUAAAAGAGUGGAAAUGAUUUAGGAGAAUUGAUCGGAAAUUGAAUCUUUAAAUUUUCUGCUUGGAGUGGAUUGUGUCAGUUAAGCAGUACAUCUUAUACAUGCAAAACAUGGAAGUGGCUCUAAGCAGAUGUGAACUGAUUUUGUCCUGUUCAUCAAUUUUAAAAUGUGAGGUUCUAUAACAAUCUGUGUUACACUCUUUAUGUGCACAGACUUGGUUUCAGGCAAUGCAUCUUGAGGUUUUGAUUUUGAUACUUGUAAGCUUUUUUUGCAGUUUUGAAGAAUCAUGAUUUAUUUUUUUGUAAAUUCUUUGGCUGUUCAGUUGCCUGUGUAUUCUGACAGCGCAGUGUCAAUGUUAGCCCAUGUUAAGAUGGAUGAUGAGAUGCCAGACUUCUAAAUUAAGUGUUUUGGAAUUAAAGAAAAUAAACUGCUGCUUGGGGGAGAGAA